AUGGCGAUUGGGAACACAGGGUCCGGGGCCUCGAGAUGGCGAUAUCUGGACAGGAUUCGCCGGACCCUCGGCCCCUUUAACCAGGAUGCCGAUGUCAGUGACGAAGCUCUGGCUGCCCUCGACCAGGCCAAGAUAUUGGUAAUCGGCGCUGGUGGGUUAGGCUGCGAAAUUCUGAAGGACCUCGCCCUCUCUGGGUUCAAGGAUAUUCACGUCAUAGAUAUGGAUACCAUCGACAUCUCCAACCUCAACCGCCAGUUCCUCUUCCGCAAAGCCGACGUUGGGAAGUUCAAGGCAGAAGUCGCAGCAGCGUUCGUCGAGCGCCGAGUCAAAGGUGUCAAGAUCACCCCGCACAACUGCCGAAUACAAGAGUUCGAUGAAGACUUUUACAUGCAGUUUCAGAUCGUUGUUUGCGGCCUAGAUAGUAUUGAAGCCCGGCGGUGGAUCAAUGCGACACUCGUCAAUAUGGUCGAUAUGGAUAACCAAGACUCCCUGAAGCCGUUGAUCGACGGCGGGACAGAAGGGUUCAAGGGUCAAACCAGAGUCGUAUUUCCUACCCUAACACCCUGUAUCGAGUGUCAACUAGAUCUCUAUACUCCGAGAGCGGCGGUGCCCUUGUGUACUCUUGCUACUAUCCCGCGACAACCCGAGCACUGUAUAGAAUGGGCCCACAUCAUUGCAUGGGAUCAGGAGAAGCCGUUUCCCAGCCUGGAUAAGGAUGAUCCCGAGCACAUCACGUGGCUAUACCAAAAGGCGCUGGCUCGGGCCCAGGAAUUUGGCAUCACCGGCGUAACCUACUCGUUAACCCAAGGCGUAGUCAAGAAUAUCAUCCCGGCCAUAGCCUCGACGAACGCCAUCAUCGCCGCCAGCUGCUGUAACGAAGCCUUGAAGAUCAUUACCUCUGCCGCGCCCGCCCUGGGGUUCGAAGAGAGCUACAUGAUGUACUCUGGCGAUGACAGCAUAUACACCAACACCUUCAAAUACGACAAGAAGGAGGAUUGCGCCGUGUGCGGAAACUUGGCCAAGCCGCUGCAGGUCGACCCCACCUGGACGCUGAGGGAGCUUCUUGACUCGUUCGCGGUGAAGGCCGAUUUGCAACUGAAGAAGCCUUCAAUUAGGGCCGAAGGAAAGACUUUGUACAUGCAGUUUCCUCCGAGCAUCGAGGAACAAACGCGAGGAAAUUUGGACAAGACCCUGAGAGAAGGGCUGGGCCUAGAAGUGAACCACGAGAUCGCUAUCACAGAUCCAGCAUUUCCGGCGCUGACCUUUAAAUUUAUCCUCCGCUUCGCAUGA
Durotheca rogersii is the source of this 1290-nucleotide messenger RNA. RefSeq lists its product as uncharacterized. Gene Ontology annotation, biological process: protein neddylation. Gene Ontology annotation, cellular component: nucleus; cytoplasm. Bases 1 to 1290 code for a protein of 429 amino acids. The transcript is spliced from 3 exons. Gene Ontology annotation, molecular function: NEDD8 activating enzyme activity. The record is from RefSeq and is a predicted model, not a curated record. Lineage: Eukaryota; Fungi; Ascomycota; Sordariomycetes; Xylariales; Xylariaceae.